GUACUGGAAAGUCUCAGUUCUUGAAGUUUGCUGCGAAAUUAAGCAACAGAGCUGUUAUUACUACCGGGCUUGGAAGCACUAGUGCUGGCUUGACUGUCACUGCAGUCAAGGAUGGUGGGGAGUGGAUGUUGGAAGCUGGAGCCCUUGUUCUAGCAGAUGGGGGUCUUUGUUGCAUUGAUGAAUUUGAUAGCAUGAGAGAACAUGACAGAGCGACUAUACAUGAAGCCAUGGAACAGCAGACUAUAAGUGUUGCCAAGGCUGGCCUUGUAACAACUCUUAGCACGAGGACAAUUGUAAUUGGUGCAACCAAUCCUAAAGGACAGUUUGAUCCUGAUCAAUCUCUUUCUGUCAAUACUGCACUUUCUGGUCCCUUACUGAGCAGAUUUGAUAUAAUCCUAGUCCUUUUGGAUACAAAGAAUCCUGACUGGGAUAUAGUUGUAUCAUCUCAUAUUCUUGCUGAGGAAGAGCCAGAACAAUGCAAGGACGACAAAGAUGUAAUGGAUACCUGGCCACUUCCCAUGCUCCGUAGGUAUGAUAUUUGUUUGAUUUACAGGAUUGUAAGAGUAUUAUGAAAGAUGAAGUUAAUAGACCUCUGUGGAAAGUAUCUGGAGGUUAUGCUAUAAAAUCUUGUAGUCUAGACUGAUGUUUUCGCUGUAUAUAAAAGAAUUCAUUUUAAGCUAAAUAAAUCAAUAAUAUCAUAAUGGAUGUGGUACUGUCCGUUAUCAAGAUAUUUUGUCAGGAUACUAGCUUGUUCCUCUUGUAGACUAAUCUAUUGAUCAAAUUCCAAAUCCGUGUUCAGCAUGCACAGUGACUCUUCAAAGAGGAGUCUGCAUCUUCAGAAAUCAGGAGAAUUAUCUUGUCUCACACAUAGAAUAAGCAGAAGGAAAGCCGAAAGAAUGUGAUCAUUGUGGAGGAACAUGCAAAUCCGAGUUUAAUGAUUUUUUGGUUCUGACCCUAAGCCUAAUAAACUAACAGGAAAAUGAAUUUGUGUAGCAAUCCCAAAUAGUUGAGAUUUGCAAACAUGAGAUUGAGCUACAAGAUUGGUUGUAGGCUUUAGUCAGGUUUCUUUCUUGAAGUAUGGUUUGAGAGGUUAGUGUUGAAUGUAUUGGUUAAUUUUCAGUGCAAUUUACUUUAUCUGCAUUUUAUGUCCGACUACAAGAUAUAUCAAGUCAU
Messenger RNA from Carica papaya (papaya), 1173 nucleotides. The record is from RefSeq and is a predicted model, not a curated record. NCBI's taxonomy places the organism in Eukaryota, Viridiplantae, Streptophyta, Magnoliopsida, Brassicales, Caricaceae.